This is a messenger RNA of Larimichthys crocea (large yellow croaker), 4642 nucleotides long. It is a transcript of the gene sfmbt1, whose product is annotated as Scm like with four mbt domains 1. The coding region runs from base 327 to 2921 and encodes 864 amino acids. NCBI's taxonomy places the organism in Eukaryota, Metazoa, Chordata, Actinopteri, Sciaenidae. The record is from RefSeq and is a predicted model, not a curated record. The transcript has 21 exons. Gene Ontology annotation, cellular component: nucleus. Gene Ontology annotation, biological process: negative regulation of DNA-templated transcription. Gene Ontology annotation, molecular function: histone binding; transcription corepressor activity; chromatin binding.
AACAUGCGCAGUGGCCAUUUGUGCCAUAUUGGAAUGAGGUCGUGAACGAGAACUGCGUCAAGCCAGCGAGACUCUGCUGGGGCGACACCGGAAGUCUCGCGAUUUAACCCUCAACAUUAAAGGUCUUGCUGUUGCCCGGGAGACGGUUGCAACCGGCCGCUCUUCGAAACAUUUUAUUUUGAAACGCCCGACCGGGCCCCGCCGUUUUUAUUCACGUUAGCUUAGCAUUGCUGCGAGCGAGCAGGCGGAGAGGAACGGCAUCUAAAAAACCGACUUGGAAAAACUACUUAGCGAGCUCCUAGUCUUGGCCUUGAGGGGGCACCAGGAUGAGUCAGGAGUCACCGGAGUCUGAUGGAGACUCAACUUCACUCGACUUCAACUGGGAUGACUACCUGGAGGAGACUGGAGCUGUGUCUGUGCCCCAUCACGCCUUCAAACAUGUGGACCAGGGCCUGCAGACAGGACUGACCCCAGGCAUGAAGCUAGAGGUGUGCGUGCGCUCGGAGGCCGACAGUCCGUACUGGGUGGCCAACAUCAUCACCACAUGUGGCCAGUUGCUGCUGCUCCGCUAUGAGGGAUACCAGGACGACCGGCGCGCUGACUUCUGGUGUGACAUCAUGACUGCAGACCUCCAUCCGCUGGGCUGGAGCCGCCAGCAUGGAAAGACCAUGAGGGCCCCUGAGGGUGUGCGUGAGAAGCACCAGGAAUGGGAGGCUCUGCUGGAAAAGGCCUUGGCUGAGGAGUGCAGCGCGCCUGCCAACCUGCUGGAAUUGCCCCAGCGUGGAAGAGACCCAGUAGAGCUCCUCUGUGCAGGCUGCUACGUGGAGCUUCAGGACAGUGUUGACCUGGGGCUGGCCUGGGCCGCAGAGGUAGAGGAGAACGUUGGAGGAAGGCUGAAACUGCGCCUGGUAGGCACAGAAGGCCUCCCAGACACACCCGCAACCCUCUGGCUCUUUUACCUCCACCCACGCCUCCACCCACCCGGCUGGGCCAAAGAGCACGGCUGCACCCUCAGGCCUCCCUCAGACCUGUUGGCUCUGCGGACCGAGGAAGAGUGGGAGGAGGUGAGAGAGAGGAUCAGUGACCUGCCUCAGGAUGAAGCUUUGAUUGCAGAGUUGAAUAAGGAUCAGCCUGCCAUAGCUGCUCAUUGUUUCAAGGAAGGAAUGAAACUGGAGGCUGUUGACCCUGCUGCUCCUAUUUCCAUCAGGCCUGCAACUGUCACCAAGGUGUUCAACGAGCAGUACUUCCUGGUGACGAUGGAUGACCUUUGUGGUAUUGAGGAAUCAGAGGGUGCCGGGAGGUCCUACCUAUGUCACAGAGACAGUCCGGGGAUCUUCCCUGCUCAGUGGAGCCUAAAAAAUGGGCUCCCUCUCAGCCCCCCACCAGGAUACCAGGGUCCAGACUUUGACUGGGCAGAUUACCUGAAACAGUGUGAGGCCGAGGCAGCUCCUCAGCAUUGCUUCCCAACUGAGCAGUGCGACCACAGCUUCAAAGAGGCCAUGAAACUAGAGGCCGUCAACCCGUUGUCACCCGAGAACAUUCACGUGGCAACUGUUACCAGAGUCAAAGGGCAAUACAUUUGGCUCAGUCUGGAAGGACUGAAGCAGCCGAUGCCAGAGCUGAUAGUUCAUGUGGACUCCCUCGACAUCUUCCCUGUCAGCUGGUGUGAGACAAAUGGUUAUCCACUCGUCUACCCCAUCAAACCCUCGGUUGAAAAAGAGAGGAAGAUCGCUGUGGUGCAGCCUGAGAAACAUCGAACUCCACCUAAGUCAUCGUCACCUGACACUGUAAAACAGCAGAUGGCCAGCCAGUCAGAGACAGGACAAGGGAAUGGGAAAUACUGCUGUCCCAAGAUCUACUUCAACCAUCGCUGUUUCUCUGGGCCUUACCUUAACAAGGGACGCAUUGCAGAGCUGCCUCAGUUCAUUGGCCCUGGAAACUGUGUCCUUGUGCUCAAAGAGGUAUUGACUCUGCUGAUAAACUCAGCGUACAAGCCCAGUCGGGUGCUGAGAGAGCUGCAGCUGGACCAGGAGAGCCGCUGGCAAGGCCAUGGAGAGACACUCAAAGCCAAGUACAAGGGAAAGAGUUACCGGGCCACUGUGGAAAUCGUCCGUACUGCAGACCGUGUAGCAGACUUCUGCAGGAAAACCUGCAUCAAGCUAGAGUGCUGCCCAAACCUGUUUGGACCCCGCAUGGUUCUGGAGCACUGCUCUGAGAACUGCUCCGUCCUCACCAAGACUAAAUACACAUAUUACUGUGGAAAGAAGAAGAGUAAACGUGUUGGCCGUCCACCCGGGGGCCACACCAACCUGGAGGGUGGUGUGGUGAAGAGAAGAGGGAGGAGGAGGAAGAGGAGGAAGCAGCUCUUUGUCCAUAAGAAGAGACGCUCCUCAGCCUCAGUGGACAACACGCCUGCUGGGUCUCCACAGGGCAGUGGAGAGGAAGAAGAUCUAGAUGAAGAUGACUCCCUAAGUGAAGACUCUGGCUCGGAGCUGCAGGAUGACCUUCAGGAUGAUUCUGAACAAUCGUUCAAGUCGCAGCCCGCCACGCCAUCGCCGUCCCCACCAGCAACACCCAGGCCAACACGUCGGCGCCGGAAACCCCGCUCACCUUCGUUCUCUGAUGAUGAGAACCGCCCUCCCUCACCAAAGACCUCAAAGACUGAGCCUCCUCAGAAGUUGUGUUUGGACACCAGCCCACUGGAGUGGAGUGUUACUGAUGUGGUUCGUUUCAUCAGGACCACUGACUGUGCACCACUUGCACGGAUUUUCCUGGAUCAGGAGAUUGAUGGACAGGCGCUGCUGCUGCUGAACCUCCCAACAGUGCAAGAGUGUAUGGACCUGAAGCUGGGACCAGCCAUCAAGCUGUGCCAUCACAUUGAGAGGGUCAAGCUGGCGUUUUAUCAACAGUUUGCCACGUAGCUGAUGGGGAAUUAAUAUGGACAUGACUACAUCUUGAUCUGUGUAUUAAUUCUGUGAAAAACACUGUAUUUUCCGACUGAUUUUUCUAACACUGGACAUCCUUUAGAAUCCUGCAUAUACCACAUUGUGUCAGAUAAGCAUGACCGUGAGAUGGACCAAGUAACAUUUUCUGAUCAUUGAAGAAAGAACAAAGAAGAAGAGCUACAUAAGGUCAAAAACAGUUCAGGUGCUGUUUAGGAAGGCACAGCAGAAGAGUGAAAGACAGAGGAAUUCAAGGCACUUUAAUGCUGUAAAUAAGUAUAAAAGCCUUUAUUGAUACCACCAUGUUUUUAUAUUUAAAAAAAACAAAAAAUGAAAAUCAUCAAGAACUUGUUUUUGGGUUAAAAGAGGCUGGUUUCUAGCUAUCCUAUAAAGGCUUCUUAAUUUAUUUGUGUCUUUAGAGUGCCACAGAUUCUUCCCUUUUUAUUUCAUCGUUCUUCAUGAGGAUGAAUUUUGAGUGCCAGUGCUACAACUCCAUUUCUAAAAGGGAACACCACUGUAAUAUCACAGCUUUUACUUGUCAUGCCAAACCUAGCAUAUUUGGUAUCUGUUAGUUAACAUUUGCUAUCAUCUGCUGGAGUCAGGAAAGAGAUGGUCUUACCUCCUAAUCUGGUGAAAUCCGAUUUCACUGAAAAGAUGUUCAGCAUUUUUGCUGUGGGUGAGGGUACACAGGGUAUAUGACUGCCCACUUGCAUUGAAGCGCUUAAAAACUGUUUUUCCCCAAAAUCCAUUGCACUGCAAAAGCUCCAAGCUGCAUUGUGGAGUACCAACUGGUUGAAAAAACAAGAAACUAUAAGAUAACUCCCAGAGACUGUUUUUUUUAAAAAAAAAAGAGAUUAUUUGGAAUAUUAAGCAAAUACCAAAAUAAUCUGCACAGUUAAAUAUACAAGUUGCAUAAAAUAAAUAUGAUUUGUAAGUUUCCUAAUAUGGAAGUAGAUGAUAGAUUUAAAAGAAAGAGUCAGUGAGCUGUCUCAUGGUAUGGAAUUUGAUUUCUGUGCAAACACCAGACAUGCAUACUGUACCAACACCAUUUGCAGCUAUCAUCCAGCUCAAUUAUGAUACACUCUCCUCAACAACAGAUCUAAAAGGUGGGGCUCUUCAUCUCAGAUCAAAUUGCUUUCUUGUUCAAGUUUCUACAGUAUGCAAGAGCAGUUUACAGUACGAGGAUUCUGUAAUGCAAGCACAAGCAAAACCAUGUACUGUGUGGUAGUAUGCAAAUAUGACAGUGCAUGUUUGUAUAUAGUGUAUAUAAGCAAAUAUCUUCUAGUGCAACAGGGUGAAAGAAAAAAAGAUCUAUUGAGCAAUUAACUUUCUGCAUAAGCAAUGUGUAAAUGCCCAAAAUAUACAGUUACAGGUUAAAAAAAUUCAGCUAAAGUUGAUUAUUUGAGCCAUUUCAUAUUGUUGACUAGUCAUUAUUUUUAACAACUUAAUUAUAAAUGACAGUUUUAAAAGAAGAUGUUUUUGUAAAAUCAAUUUUUCCCCUCUUUUUACCAGUUCCCGUAGUGUGAUUUACUGUAACGUGCUUCAUUUUGUGAGUAAAUCCUCCGUUGGUUCUUUGUUUACUCAUUUGCUUGUACUUUUCUGCUGUGCUCAGAACAAUGGAACAGCUUUUUUUUUUUCAUAAUUAAAAAAAGAUCAUCACUGCUAUUUAAAAGAAGAGACUGCAAUUAAAACCGUGAGCA